AUGCCUUAUUUAUUCAAGCUCCUUGUGUUGAUCUUCUGUCUCAUCAUCAUAACAGAAAGCAAAAAGCACAGGAGAAGGAGGUGGGCAGGUCAGAUGGAAAUGCAGAAACAGACCAGCCCAGUGUACAAAAAGAAUCAUGACAUGACCAAGGUUCGAAGGAAUAAAAAUGAUCAGCUUCUCCGAGUUGAUGACCAUGACUUUACUAUGAGGCCAGCAUUCGGAGGUCCUGCAAUUCCUGUUGGUGUGGAUGUACAAGUAGAGAGCCUGGAUAGUAUUUCUGAAGUUGAUAUGGACUUCACCAUGACACUGUAUUUAAGGCACUACUGGAAGGAUGAGCGGCUGUCAUUUCCAAGCAGCACCAAUAAAAGCAUGACAUUUGAUAGUAGACUGGUGAAGAAGAUAUGGGUUCCCGAUGUCUUUUUUGUUCACUCCAAAAGAUCCUUUAUUCAUGACACAACUACAGAUAACAUCAUGUUGCGUGUCUAUCCAGAUGGACAUGUCCUCUACAGUAUGAGAAUUACUGUGACAGCUAUGUGCAACAUGGAUUUCAGUCGCUUUCCUCUGGACACCCAGACAUGCUCUUUGGAGCUAGAAAGCUAUGCCUACACUGAUGAAGAUUUGAUGCUGUACUGGAAAAAAGGAAACGAGUCCUUAAAAACAGACGAGAAGAUCUCGUUGUCACAGUUUUUAAUACAGAAAUUUCACACUACAUCUAGACUUGCCUUCUACAGUAGCACUGGAUGGUACAAUCGCCUAUACAUAAGCUUCACCUUACGACGCCACAUCUUCUUCUUUCUACUUCAGACAUAUUUCCCAGCAACUCUGAUGGUUAUGUUGUCUUGGGUAUCAUUCUGGAUAGAUCGCAGAGCUGUCCCUGCAAGAGUCUCUUUGGGUAUAACGACCGUGCUGACCAUGUCAACCAUCAUAACUGGAGUAAACGCCUCUAUGCCACGCGUUUCAUACAUUAAAGCUGUGGACAUUUACCUCUGGGUCAGUUUUGUGUUUGUCUUCUUAUCAGUGUUAGAAUAUGCAGCAGUGAAUUACCUGACCACAGUGCAAGAAAGGAAGGAGAGAAAACUGAGGGAUAAGUUUCCGUGUACAUGUGGAAUGUCUCACACUAAAACUAUGAUGUUGGAUGGAAUUUAUGGCGAUCCUGACUCAAACAGCCUUGCUGGAUACACUAGGACCCAAAUUGUGAAUGAAGAUGUGGAGAAGCAGGACAAAAUGGUAGUGCAUUUGGCUUUGAACCCCAAUUCAAAUUCCUCCAGGAAAAAAGUUCGUAAGGGCCAUGUUGGACUAUUCAUAAUGCAAAACACUCAUGCUAUCGACACUUAUUCAAGGAUGAUAUUUCCUGGCUCAUUUAUUUUUUUUAACUUGAUAUAUUGGUCUGUGUUUUGCUAGGAAACCAUAGCAAAAGUAUUUCCUGAAGGAAAAAAAGAAAAACUUUAAUCAAUAUUAUUUUAAGAGCAUUGUCUGAACAUUAUUUUGAUUUUCUAGAAAUGUCGUCAAUACCUUCAAAAAGUUAAAUAAGAUGAGAUUAUGAUAAUGGAUCCAGUGAGGUGGUAGAUAAACGCCAUAACUAGGUAGAAAAGACAACUACACAGUGUAACUCAUCAUAUUUCUGCAUAGAAGAAUACUAUUAUUUUCAUUGCUUUACCAGGAUAACAAAUAGAUCACUGUGGGUUUUCAACAUUUUUCAGUACUCUCUACUCACUUUACCAAGGUGGAUUACCGGACUGAUUUAAAUUCAGCAACAAAAAAAAAAAAACCAAUGUAUUAUGCCUGGUUUUUAUUUUCACGACCAU
Messenger RNA from Bombina bombina (fire-bellied toad), 1805 nucleotides. RefSeq names its product gamma-aminobutyric acid receptor subunit rho-2-like. The record is from RefSeq and is a predicted model, not a curated record. The coding region runs from base 1 to 1401 and encodes 466 amino acids. NCBI's taxonomy places the organism in Eukaryota, Metazoa, Chordata, Amphibia, Anura, Bombinatoridae. Gene Ontology annotation, molecular function: GABA-A receptor activity; extracellular ligand-gated monoatomic ion channel activity; neurotransmitter receptor activity. The transcript is spliced from 9 exons. Gene Ontology annotation, biological process: nervous system process; monoatomic ion transmembrane transport; signal transduction. Gene Ontology annotation, cellular component: membrane; GABA-A receptor complex; synapse.